AUGUGGGCGCUGGGAGCGACCCCAUCUGAGAUCCAGGACAUGUGGGAUUAUAACACGCCUUAUCAAGAUGACAUGAACCCCGGGUACCCAGAGGCAUCUUCCAAGCAUGGUCUCUAUAAUCCAGAAGUUUUCCAAAUGUGUCUAGGUAUCGAUGACUGCUACCCCGAUUUCCUCAAGUUCUUCGAGGAAGAAAUCAGCAGUAAGGGAAUGCAGGAAGUGGUCAAGGAAUAUCUGUUCAAGGGAGAUGAGCGAGCGAAUGACAUCCUGGGCCGCAUGUUUGCGGAUCUCGUCCAUCCGAUAAUUCACCUUGGGUGCGGCAUUGAAUUCAAGCAGCCGAGUCUCGUCGCAGAAGCGUUAGCCGGAGCCUGUGUGCAUGAGAACUGGCCCAAAAGCUUCCUCCUCCCCACAGAAGAUUACGUGCGUGCAAACCCGGGGAUACCGUCUAAGUCGAUGCUCCAAGUUCUGGAUUCCCUCCAGGCGGAUAGCGAUAUCUCGAAAGGAACACGAGAGGACGAUCCUUUCAAUAAGAUCCCAGACGGUUUCCUCAAGCGCGUCACACCAGCACAGCUAGUACCCUACCUCAGCCAGUUCCAGGUCAAGCCCGAGGCCGAGGACCUGAAGCUCAAACUAUCAGACAUGAUGCACACUUCUGCAUACAUGCUCGGAGCUGCCCAGCGCCCAGGCAAACGCGAAGCCAUGGACUUUGUGACCCUUCACGCGGCUACACUAGCGGCAUUCUUCCCGGCACUCAUGGCGCAGGACUGGUUGUCCAACGAGGACAAAGCGAGACUGCUCGAAGCGACGGUACGUGUCGAUGCCGUUAUGUAUGCUGGUACAGCGUGUCCACCCUUGUAUGCCGACAGAGUGAUCAACUACAUCCCACAACACCCGACGCAUGAAUGGUCUGAGCUGUUUCACCGUGCAAACGUGUACCGUGACGAGGGCCAUGCUGUCAAGUUGCUUCGCGCUCUAUAUGCCCUGGAACCGUUGGAGCUUGGGCCAGAUUUUCCGAUCGCCAAGAGUGAUUUCUUCAACAUUGCGCAUAUGGGAAUUGAUUCCAUUGAGCGGGCAAUGGAGGAAGGUGGCAACCAUGUGCCGAAGGAGGUCGCAGCAGGGGUGCUUCAAAGGGUUGGUCGUGGAGGUGAAAUGGUGGUCGGGAACAUGACCCGGUGGGUGUUCUAUGGCGGGUUGCCCAACGCUUGGAGACAUGUACCUGCCAUAUAA
Messenger RNA from Penicillium griseofulvum, 1224 nucleotides. Its product is annotated as questin oxidase family protein. The coding region runs from base 1 to 1224 and encodes 407 amino acids. The transcript is spliced from 2 exons. Lineage: Eukaryota; Fungi; Ascomycota; Eurotiomycetes; Eurotiales; Aspergillaceae. The record is from RefSeq and is a predicted model, not a curated record. Gene Ontology annotation, molecular function: oxidoreductase activity.